Molecule: messenger RNA, 1563 nt
Organism: Trypanosoma brucei brucei TREU927
Lineage: Eukaryota; Euglenozoa; Kinetoplastea; Trypanosomatida; Trypanosomatidae
Gene: Tb927.5.780
Exons: 1
Coding region: 1-1563 (520 amino acids)
Source: RefSeq, a predicted model, not a curated record
AUGUACGUUUGUGAGAACGUUGAUGCGGCGCUCGCGUACGUGAACAAAUGGCGCGCGCCGCUCCUGAUUCUUGUGAACAGCGCUGACUCAGCAGCGGCCGCAGCUACCUGUUCACUAAACUGCGACGACAUCCCAGAGUUUUACGCCUCUGGCCGAGUGCAUGGCAAGAAGGUAAUCAACCCCAACUUCCGUUUCAGUUCCGAAGCCAUCCAACACAGCGGGCCACUGCAGCGCCGGGCCCUGGAAGUGUUUCUGAAAGAGUCAAGACUCGACAGCGUGGUGGUUGUGCACCUAAUUGUUGCAGGAUCGGCUGCUCAUGAAUUGUUCGUUGCCGCCGUUCCAGAGGCCAAAGAUGUUGCUCCUUGUCUCUUUGUUUUUUCGCCGAAGCAGAGUGGGAUGGAACGCGUCGCGUUGCACGGACCCAACUUGACUCCUGCAAACAUCAGCAACGUACUUCGCACAUCGUUUCAGGCGCUUCAGGUGCCGGAGUCGACUGGGGCACGGAGCACAUUUCUCACACAAGUGGGAGACAUGAAUGCGGCACAGCAGCGUUUGUUGCUGUCUCAACCUCAGGAUGCUGGAGCACCGCGGUUCGGAGCGCUCUCCACGGUUGCCGUUACUCCUGCGGCGCGUGCCGCCCCUGCUGGUGAUACAACACGGACUCAUCCUGCAGUACCAUCUCAAAUGGGGGAGAAACGGGCCGGAGACAAAGAUGAGGGUGGUGUCGCUAAGGGUGAUAGUGACGAGGCACCUCACAGUAAGAGGAGUGUGGUGGAAUGUCGUGAUGGUGAAGGGUGCCGUGUUAAAUACAGAGGCGGCGGCUCUGAUGAGCGGCUGGAGACUGAGACGGUUAGUGGCCCUGAAGAAGGGAAACAAACCGAACACCCGCCGUGCGGUUCUAGCACAGUAAAUGACGAAGGAGAUAAAACAGCAGUGGCUACCGCAGAUUCCCAAAGUGCCUCUAAUGGCAUAGACCUGCGCUGCGGUCUACCCAACGGCGAAACCUACACGGUGCGUGGGCUUGAUAGCUCCACCGCCACUUUGGCUGCGAAUGUGCGUGAACAGGUGGCAACUUUACUGGAGCACAACGAGUUUGUCUUCGCGCGACCGUAUCCACCACAUCGCUUUACCGUGGAGGAGGAAACCCGGACUCUUGAGACCAUUGGAAUGCGCAAUUCCUCAGUUGUGCGUGUCAUUCCGACGGGCGCUCCUUCCUAUGGAGCAGCUACCAGUCAGGUAAAAUCGGGUGCGACUGAAGUAUUUGGCAUGGUUUCGUCGUGGUUUGGCCGCGCGAGUGGCUUCGGCAACUCGUCAACUGCCCCUCAGGCGUCGGGAACAUCGGCCACUCGUGCGGCACGCCCACCCAACAGUCGGGUACGCACAAUGGCACAAAUGCUCGCUGAGAAUGAAGAAGAGGAGAACCGAAGGGCUUUACGGAACAGUGCGAUGGAAGGAGGACAGGGGAGUAGAGCAAACAGAUAUUAUGGUGGAGCAUCUACGGAAUACGUGGGGCGUGAUGAUGGUGAAGACAGCGAAGAUGAAGAAGUCAGGCGACGCUCCUAA